AUGGAUCCCCCAGGAAAAUCCACCCCACACGCCCCCAAACUGUCAGCCAAUCAGGCGUCAGCAACGCCGGCCGGCCGACCAAUCAGGAGCCGGAACAGGAGCCCCAGUCGCAGGCCUCGGUCUCCCCCGGGAGCGCGGCCGGAGCCGGCGCGCCCCGCCCCGCCCCGCCCCGGCCCCGCCCCCUGCCCCGCCGCGACUGGCGCUGCCGGCUGCGAGCCCGGUGGCCGGCGGCCGGCCGCUCGGGCCGAGCAUUGUCCUAAGAGCCAAAAAAAGGGAGAAGGGGGCUGGGGGGACAGCCACGUGGCCGCAGGAGGAUUUACAACAUUUUCUUUCGCCAGCUACAAUAUUGCAAAAGAUGUGAAAGAGACAGCACGGCCAGGACCGGAGCGCGAGGGCGCCGGAAGUGUGUCCCCCUACCGGAAAUCUGAUGGGCUCAUGACAUCAUGGCUGGCUGCUGAGCGAUGAAGUGGAUGCCACAAAGAAAUCCGACAUCUCGGGUGGAUUCUGAAAUCAGUUUCCCUCCAGCUGCAGUAACAGGCGUGAAGUCAGGAGAAUUUGAGCUUUGUUUAAAAAAUAAAAAACAAAACUAAAUCUUGCCCUUUAUUAAAUACAAUUUUCUUAAAAACAAGCAAACCUUUUGGACAGCAUCCUAUUUUAAUAGAAACGCUGGGUUUUGUGAAACAAAAGUGGCUAAUAAAUGGGACCUGAAGCUUCAUGUGAG
This is a messenger RNA of Lemur catta (Ring-tailed lemur), 721 nucleotides long. RefSeq names its product translation initiation factor IF-2-like. Bases 1 to 465 code for a protein of 154 amino acids. The transcript has 3 exons. The record is from RefSeq and is a predicted model, not a curated record. NCBI's taxonomy places the organism in Eukaryota, Metazoa, Chordata, Mammalia, Primates, Lemuridae.